Molecule: messenger RNA, 597 nt
Organism: Didymodactylos carnosus
Lineage: Eukaryota; Metazoa; Rotifera; Eurotatoria; Philodinida; Philodinidae
Source: the annotation of a GenBank genome assembly
AUGGAAAUGUUUUGUGGCGGACUACAGCAUCAAUGGAACCAGAAUGGAGGAAAAUGUGGUAUUUGUGGUGAACCAUACGACAAACCAAACAAAGUGUGGGAAAAAGGUGGAAGCAUGUAUUUGGGAAAAACGGUUCGAACAUAUCAAAAAGGAGAAACAAUUCGAGUAUCCGUCACUUUAACUGCCAAUCACAAAGGUUAUUUUGAAUUUCGUCUGUGCAAUGUCGACGGUUGGUCAUCAGAUGCGACACAAACAUGUUUAGAUCAAAAUUUGUUAGAAUUUACCGAUGGCACACGUCGCAAAAGUGUUGGCUCUUAUGGGUCCACAAAAAUUGAUUUGGAUAUCAAGCUACCGCCGAAUGUUAAAUGCGAACACUGUGUAUUUCAAUGGAAAUACACCACGGGUAACAACUGGGGAACAGAUCCACAAACAGGUCAGUCGUGUGCUGGAUGUGGCAUUGAGAAUGAAACGUUCAUGGGAUGCGCCGACAUUCGAAUUGAUGGUGAAGGAAAUGGAAAUCAACCGACAGAAAAACCUCAGCCACCCACAACAACAAAAACAGAACGGCCACCACAAGUUGUAACAACAACACGGUAA